UCCAAAACCCAAUCUCUCACUUUAGCAAAAGAAAUUUUUUGAAAUUUAAGAAGAAGGAAUUUAAUUUAGAGUAAUGAUGCAACGCCCUGAUCAUGAUCAUGAUCAACCACAAAGCUCUGAGCUUUACAGAUUGCUGGCACAGACCGGAGCCUUCACCCUCGGCGGUCCGGCCUUUCCUCCGCCGCCGGCUUCUACUCAAACCAUGUCCAGCUCUUCUUCUUAUUACCCUCUGGAUAAUAAUAAGUCUCCCCAAGGGGUGGCCGCGCCGACGCCUCACGAUAGAGCUUUGGCGGCUUUGAAGAAUCAUAAGGAGGCUGAGAAGCGGAGGAGGGAGAGAAUUAAUUCUCAUCUUGAUAAGCUUCGUACUCUUCUUCCUUGUAAUUCUAAGACGGACAAGGCAUCUCUUCUUGCAAAAGUUGUUGAGCGAGUGAAAGAGCUUAAAAACGAGACGUUGGAGAUCGCAGAGCUCGAAAGCUUCCCCUCGGAGACCGAUGAGAUCAGUGUGCUUUCUGGGGAGAAAUCGGAGGAUGGAAGGCUUCUGUUCAAGGCAUCGUUGUGUUGUGAGGACCGCUCUGACCUCAUCCCUGACCUUAAUGAUAUCCUUAAUUCUCUACACCUCAAAACCCUUAGGGCUGACAUUGUCACGGUUGGUGGUCGAAUUCGUAACGUCCUGCUUAUCGCCGCUAACGACCACCAUAGUGUCGAAUCUGUUCAUUUCCUUCAAAAUGCGUUGAAAUCUCUUAUUGAACGCUCAAAUUCUAGCCUUACAUCCAAGAGGAGGCGCCUUGUACUUCACCACAAAUGAUUAUUAUUCAUUCUCAAUAUCUUCCUUUUUUCAGACUAAUUCA
Cucumis sativus (cucumber) is the source of this 848-nucleotide messenger RNA. RefSeq names its product transcription factor bHLH106. The transcript is spliced from 2 exons. NCBI's taxonomy places the organism in Eukaryota, Viridiplantae, Streptophyta, Magnoliopsida, Cucurbitales, Cucurbitaceae. Gene Ontology annotation, molecular function: protein dimerization activity; DNA-binding transcription factor activity. The coding region runs from base 74 to 805 and encodes 243 amino acids. Gene Ontology annotation, biological process: regulation of DNA-templated transcription. The record is from RefSeq and is a predicted model, not a curated record.